Molecule: messenger RNA, 588 nt
Organism: Serendipita indica DSM 11827
Lineage: Eukaryota; Fungi; Basidiomycota; Agaricomycetes; Sebacinales; Serendipitaceae
Source: the annotation of a GenBank genome assembly
AUGGACCCUACACAAAUACGCAAGACGAUUCCAGAUCUGAUUCAACAAAUGACUCUGACCCGUAUCCAGCUCGAAGGACUUGCCGGUCGUCCCACGUUGCCCAAUCCGAUCAUCCCGAGUCUGCAUAUCGAAGUCUACCUGCUUGAGAAGGCUAUUUCAGACCUCAAAGAGUCUCUGAUAGACGCCGGGCGUCUGUUUCCUCGCGAGAAUGUCGAAACAACGAGAGAAAUUGAUCUCUCGUUGUUUGCCACUAGUAUCACACUGUCAAAUAUGGUCAAACAACUCCAUCAGCUGGAAAAUCCUCCUCUCGUCAAACGGAAAUCGAGAUUUCCGUUCGGUAAUGACAGAAAUUCACGGAAAGAACUCGACAUGAACAAUGAUCUCAGCGACCUACAUUCAUGCCACAAUGCACUUCGAAUGCAGAUUAUGCGAUUGGAUCCCCGCGAGGCCGGGGAACAAGUGCCCAAGGCUUUACAAAGCAAUUCGAUUUUGAUUGAAAAGACUGUUGCCCAAAUAGUUCGCCGUGGCUCGUUCAAUGCAGAACCUUGUCCUACAUACGUCGCGGGGCUAUGGCCGGACCUAUCCUAA